AUGACCGACCGGAAUGCCGCUACCAUGGGCAAGAGCGCUAAGCAGGAGCCUGCCAAAGGCGACGAUGGCAAGGCAGUGAGCCGCGACAAGAACUCAAAUGCCACUGCUUCUGGCAAUCAUAAGGCCCCUACCAAAAAGAGACGUAAAGUCAACCAUGCUUGUGUAUAUUGUCGACGAUCUGAGAGACCAUGUACCAGAUGCAUUAAACGCAAUAUUGGACAUCUCUGCCACGAUGAACCUCGCGAUGCCGACUCCAAGAAGGCAAAGAGUGUUCAGAGCACUCAGAGCAUACAGGCCCCCUCUGUAGUUGAUGAAUCGGACGCACAGUCUGAUAUGGCUCGUAGCUCAAUCUCUAGUACCAUGGGUCCACCUCCUCCAACGUUUGACACGACAAGGCAGCGAGGUUCCAAAUCGUUUGGGGGGGUGCUGGGUCAAGGUAGCCCACUGUCCAUUGUGCAACCCGGCCAGGUCUCGGGCCUGCAGGGCACUGCGUUGAACAACGGCAAUAGUAACGCGAAUCAAUUUGCGGGUUUCCAAGAUGCGUGGAUGACAGCUCAGAACCAUUUUCAUGAUAUGCACAGCUAUCACCCCAACUACAUGAUUGCCUCAGAAGUCACUCACGAGUUCAAUCUUCUCAACGAUUUCCUCCAUACGAGUCUACUCGAUGACGGCAGUGUGCCGACAGAGGAACAACAGAGCCCGGCAUUCAAGCGGUCGAGCCAGAGCCAGUCGGAGAUGCUACCCAGGUUUGGAAAUAACACCAACUCCUCUAUGGGAGCCGGUGGUUCAAACACCAUGUCAAACAUGACAGAGGGAUCAAUGCUGCCACCCCCUCCGAACGUUGAGGGUAAGAACAUUCCACGACCGGGAAGCGUUGUGCCCGCCGACAAGGCUCGCGAAUACUAUCUACAAGCUGCCGACCCAUCAGGCAACGACACGCCAGAGGAGCGAAUGGCGCGUGUGCUCAAGGCCAAGUACGAUGCUGGACUUCUAAAGCCGUUCAAUUAUAUCAACGGUUAUUCUCGCUUGGGUGCAUAUCUCAAUUCACACAUCACAACAGCGUCAAGAGAUAAGAUUCUGAGGACCAUCGCUCGCUUCCGGCCCGCUUUUCGAGAAAAGGCACAUGCUUUGACGGAUAUAGAACUUGUGUACGUUGAGAUGUGGUUUGAGAAACAGCUCAUGGACUAUGACCGGGUGUUUGCAAGUAUGGCAGUCCCCGCAUGCUGCUGGCGGAGAACCGGUGAAAUCUUCAGGGGCAACAAGGAGAUGGCAGAGCUGAUUGGCGUGUCAGUAGCUCAACUCAGAGAUGGCAAAAUCGCGUUGCACGAAAUCCUCACAGAAGAAUCAAUGGUGCGAUACUGGGAAGAAUUUGGCACAAUUGCUUUCGAUCCAGCGCAUGAGACCCUCUUGACGGCCUGCUCCCUGAAGAAUCCAACCCCUGGGUCAACGCAUCCAGUUGUGAAAUGUUGUUUCUCGUUCAUGAUCAGAAGAGAUGAGCACAAACUUAAGAAAAAGAAAAUAGUCGGAACUGGGAACGGCGCUUGGAUACAUGGUUUGGGAGCCAUCGGGACAGAAUUCGCUACAGAUCUCCUUUCCAAGUUGCCCACCUCAUGUAACUCGAGCUCAACCGAUGUUCUCCUUUCCGACCUGAAUCAUUACAUAACCACAGCCAAUGCUCUGGUUGAUAACCGCGUUGCUCCUCCGGUAGAAGUCUCCAGAGAUCUGAAGGAUAUCGGGAGGAAGCUAUGGAACGAAUGUAUCAAAGAAAGGAGAAGGAGGGACGACCUCCUGCAGUCCACUGCUAGAACUCAACUGCAGGUCCGUACUCGAGUCCUAGCCUUCUUUGCCCAUGUCCUCGCGCGGGAGCAUCGACGUGGUAAAAGAAGAGAUAAUUUGGAAGAAUUGAUAUACAUGAUGGGCUUGUCACUCACGUUAGCGCGAGUUUGUGUCGAAUCAUCGGACCUGGACGGAGCGCUUCUAAGUAUGGCCAAAGCUGCGGAUUACAUCGACCGACUAAAAAAGAUCGACAACUUGACCACUGAAGAUAGGGCGCAGGUGCAAAAGAUCGAAGCUGAAUAUUUGACUAUGCGAUGUGCUUUGUCGUGGAAACAGGGCCGUCUCGACGUUGCGGAGCACAUGUACGCCAAAGCAGAUGACCUCUUACACAAUCUCGAUCCAUCCUCUGCUGAACAUUUAGCUGACACGUUCCACGGCAUUGGGGGAGACCUCUUGUCGAGGGGCGAUCAUGAAAUGGCUUUGAAGUGGCUCCGGCGAGCACUUGACCUCAUAAAUGGCCAAGCGCUAGAAAGACUUUCGACAGAAGGGCUGGAGCUUCGUAUAUCCAUCCACCACGAACUUAUACAGUCAUUGCUCGCCACAGGAUCGCAAGAUGGACUACAAGAAGCUGAGAAUCUAGUUUCGCAUGUUGAAUUAGAGAUCGGGGACAAGCCAGUGGUUCUACAUUGGAGACUCGAAAUUAUUCAACGAUAUCCAAGCGAAGUCUUCAACGCCGACGCGAGCGCGAGCAUACUGCGCCGUAUGAUACGGUCGCUCGAUCUGUCGGACGCUGGGCUCAGCUUUCUUCUGCAUGGUAUCAGCGAACUGCGAAUGAGGGGUCCACGAUUGGCGAUAGGGCUCAUGAAUGAGUUGUUACUCAGGAAACUUAUGCCGUGCAGUAACAUGGAUUGGAUAGGUAAAGCCAUUGUCCGGCGAGUUUGGAUGGGCACGAUGGAAGCAGAUGCGUCUGUGAGCGUAACAGAUUUAAUCCAAACCCUGGAUCAACUCGCUCAAGAAGCUGGUCAGUGUGAUGUCGAGGCUUCAACUGCUGCACUUUCUCAGUACAAAGAAUCCCAACUUUGGUGCCAAGCUGCGCUCCACUCUAUCUUUGCGAAUAGUGGCGAGGCAUGUCAAGGCAAGUUCAGCAGGAGACUGGUGUUGUGCGCUAUUGCUUGUAGUGAUUCAGAAGCUGCAGUUUCUGCAUUUCACUCAAUGCCCAGAAGCAUCCAGGAUGAGCCGCUUACCAGAUAUCUCAUGUUCAGGGUUUCUCUUCUGCACUGGGAUCAUGACUUGGGUCGUCAAUGUAUCGAAUUCUUGGGCAAAUUUACCGAGAGAUCUCAAUGUCGAGAUAUACUAUAUGCGUGUAUAAGAGAUGCACAGCAUGUCGGCGAUAAGCUAUUGACCUUGGAAGCUUUGAAGGCGGUUGCCGAAACCUUUGAUGUUGAAGGCUCGUUGACUAUUAAUCUGCCAUCGAUUUUAAGGUGUACGAUCAGGCUUAUACACUCGCUUGAGUCGCAAGAGGGUAGUGAAGAAGGCCGAAGUUCUGAACUUGCAGAAGAAACUUGCCGAAUUUUUGAAAGGGCGGGUGAACACGCCAAAUUAGAACCAAAGGAUGAGCAAGGUUGCAAAGUCUUCACAGUAUCGGAGCUGCACUGGUUUCGAAAGAACGCAUACAACAUCGGCGUGACAAAGUGCCAUGAUGAUACUGAUCUACGACUGAUGUCCGCCCGUUGUCACUUCGUCGUCGCCGCGGCACUUAUCUCCCAGGCUCGUACUGAGGACAAGGUAGAUGAACAACUGCAGCAGUACCUUGAGACAAGACGGCACAUUUCAGAAUUUGACGCCCUUUUUGACGCUCAUUUCCGAAACGAUCCCAAGUCUCAAAUUUAUCCCGACCUCCUAGCCAAGCUGUCAACGCUUUUUGUCUUUGACUUUGAGAGCGCCGUCUGCUUAAAGAAUUGGGACGAUCUUAGUCAGAUUAUUAGAAAGGCCCGGGUUUGCAAAGAUGAGAUGAUGUAUAAGGCGAUGGGAGAUUGCCUGCUAAGGAGCGAAGCUUCAGGAAAUGUCGUAUAUGGAACCAUGCGGCUUAUUGUCAAUGAGAUAUUCUCACUGGAAGAAUUUGACAAUCAGCGACUCGCAAAGUACAUGCGUUGCAUGUUCCAAGCUAUCCUACCCCUGGAUGACAACCUUGCUUUCCAGGUUGUGGAACAAGCAGUCCAGAUAGCACGCGAAGGAAGCCAAAUGCAGAAGCCUUUCCCUGCAGAGGACUUGGACUGGAUCAUUGCAACAACAUUUAACCAUGCGAUUGAUAUCUUGGCGAGAGGUGAUGAGGAUCUAUGUCAGCAAUGGGCUAUGAAGGCCCUUGACCUGACCGAGUAUAUGGAUGAUGGGGGCGAUAUGCGAGAUAUGCUACGUGAAAGAGUUGUCAAGUUGGGCUUGAGCAAAGGGGCGACUACCUAA
This is a messenger RNA of Fusarium redolens, 4236 nucleotides long. Its product is annotated as meiosis protein SPO22/ZIP4 like-domain-containing protein. Gene Ontology annotation, cellular component: nucleus. NCBI's taxonomy places the organism in Eukaryota, Fungi, Ascomycota, Sordariomycetes, Hypocreales, Nectriaceae. Gene Ontology annotation, biological process: regulation of DNA-templated transcription; meiotic cell cycle. The transcript is spliced from 13 exons. The coding region runs from base 1 to 4236 and encodes 1411 amino acids. Gene Ontology annotation, molecular function: protein binding; zinc ion binding; RNA polymerase II transcription regulatory region sequence-specific DNA binding. The record is from RefSeq and is a predicted model, not a curated record.